UGAUGAAUCUGCCGUACCAACUCUAUUAGAUUAACAGCCCAGCGAAGAAAGCAGUACGGUUAGCUAUCUCUGCUGAACCACCAGCCAAACCAUCAUUGUCUAAACCACAAGCUCAAGUUAAUUACGGCUUAUUCAAUAUGUUAAACAACGGUAGUCAUACAAACAGUGGCUCUUCAAAGCUAUCCAAUCUGCGUCGCGAGGAGUCGUUCCUUGUGGAAUCCUCACCACUAUCAUCAUCAUCAACGUCGUCAUCAACAGCAACAACGACGAGGUAUGGCAGUAGGCGAAUUAGUAGAGAUGUUCCUGUUACUGCGCACACUCGAUCUCCGUUAAUUGAAAUUGGCCAACAAAAUAGUACAUCUUCUACUUUUCACACUGCUCCUAUGGUGCCAAGUUUGAGUGAUUCAAGUCCCAAUGGUCUGCCUUUGAAGACUCCAAGUAGCCCCAAAAAGAAAAAAUCGGUUAAUUUUAAGAGCGACCAUGUUUUGGUUCAAGUCCGUUAUUAUGCAAAGAAUACUUGGGAGACCUCCGAUCAUCCAGACGGAUUAAUUGUCGAUGAUCGAGAAAAUGAACAAGGCCCCGAAAUUUCAAAUCAGCAUAAUGGUCUUCCAACAAAAUCACAUCCUACGCUAGAAAACUGGCAAUGCCCACCGCGCUUACUCCUGGCACAAGACUGUAGACGCGCAGGCAUGAUCUAUACAGAAGAAUCUAAUUAUCAACGACAGCUUGAAGCAAUUACGCCACCUACUGUCUAUCGAAGCAUAGAUGAAAUACCACCUACACCUGAAGAACCUGACAGUCCUGGUUGUGAGAAUGAUAUUGGUGUUAAAAUAAUUCCAUUGGAAGACUUGGCUAAUUACGGAGACGCAACAUCCGAAGAAUGUUACAAUGAUGAAAUGGAUGAUUCUAUACCGGAGAACAACAAGGGUUACAGUGCAACAACAGUGGAUGAUAGUGCAUCUGUUCCCAUCGCUCCUAUGUCGUCAUCGUCGUCAAAAGAAUACCCAAAUCUUGACUACUUGGAUUUGCAAGGUAUUUUGAAUGCAGUUGCCUCUCAAACCGGAGCCUCUGCAUCUACUUCUUCUAUGACACCAACACAACAACAACAAGAACAACUAGCUGUACCUCAACACCAAGUACCUUCGCAGCGACAACAUCAGUACUAUCAACAUGAUCUCAAAAACCAACCACCGACACAACCAAGUAAACACCAUAAUAACAAUAAUAAUAUUAAUCAUUCAACGAAUCCUUCUCGUGGAAACCACCAUCAUCCGCAUCGGUCUUCGCGUGGCGGUGCCGGCGCCGGUAGGAGUGACCAACACAACGGCAAUAAUCGACCAUCCCGGCCUCCACGCGGAAGAGCGCGUUGUAGAUACCUGAACACUAAAAAAGGCUGUCUUUUUGGCGAUCGAUGUAAUUACAGUCACGACAUUUAAUCACGCAACUUAUUCGUCAAAAAAAUCAACCUUCCCCCUCUUUCCUUUGUUUACACACGUUUCAUUCGCUGUUUGACUUUCUUUUCGCACUAACCCCCGCAUCUUCCAUCGUACUAAGCUUUAUAAAUGUCAAAACCAUCAAGCACUUCUAGUACAAACAGAUUACUCGUCUAAUAUAAAAGUAUCAAUACUACUACCUUUAUUACCAUCCCCAUUCUAAAAGCACCAUUGCUUUUUCAUUUGAAUUCGUAUGUAGUACUGCUAUGUAGGCUUGUUUGUACCUAGCAAUAUCAUAUGUAUAACUAAAGUAAUCAGUGGAAAAAAACAACACAGUAUAUCGAAUAAAGAAAGCGAAUAAUCAAUGAAAACUGAUGUUUACACAGAUACACUAUCAUCAUGUAUCUGACAACCUCAUGCAAUAAAUUUC
Molecule: messenger RNA, 1863 nt
Organism: Zychaea mexicana
Lineage: Eukaryota; Fungi; Mucoromycota; Mucoromycetes; Mucorales; Lichtheimiaceae
Exons: 3
Coding region: 138-1436 (432 amino acids)
Molecular function (GO): metal ion binding
Source: RefSeq, a predicted model, not a curated record